AUGGUAAAGCCGCCACCGGGCAGGCAAAAGCGCCCAGCAGAGAAGCGCCUGGCUUCCCUCCGCUCCGAAGAAGUGGCCUUGAAAGCAACGGAUGAGAACGAAGGAAAAAACCGUGUCACGAGCAUGACACAGAGAUGCGACAGAGCGCGGGUGCAAAUGUCCCGGGUUGCCCGUACCUGUCAGAUCGCUGAGCGCUCGCCCUCUCCCUCUCUCCCUUCUCUGCUUGCAGGUCGCAUUUUAGACAUCCCUUGCAAAGUGUGUGGGGACCGCAGCUCCGGGAAACACUACGGGGUUUACGCCUGCGAUGGGUGCUCGGGAUUUUUCAAGCGGAGCAUCAGGAGGAAUAGGACCUACGUCUGCAAAUCGGGAAAUCAGGGAAACCCAGCCGAGCAGCGUCGGGCAUCCCGUGCGGGACCCCGUGGUGACCCCCUUGCCUUUCCUUGGUGCCCCACAGCGGUGCAGCACGAGCGGGGCCCCCGGACGUCGACGAUACGGAAGCAGGUGGCCCUCUACUUCCGUGGGCACAAGGAGGAGAGCGGCGGUGCCCCGCACUUCCCCGCCGCCGCCCUGCCGGCGCCCGCCUUCUUCACCGCUGUCUCCCAGCUGGAGCCCCACGGCCUGGAGCUGGCCGCUGUCGCCGGCACCCCUGAGAGGCAGGCUCUGGUGGGCCUGGCACAGCCCACCCCAAAGUACCCACAUGAAGUCAAUGGUACCCCUAUGUAUCUCUACGAAGUGGCCACCGAAUCCGUCUGCGAGUCAGCAGCCAGACUUCUCUUCAUGAGCAUCAAGUGGGCCAAGAGUGUCCCAGCCUUCUCCACCUUGUCCUUACAAGACCAGCUGAUGCUUUUGGAAGAUGCUUGGAGAGAACUGUUUGUUCUAGGAAUAGCACAAUGGGCCAUUCCAGUUGAUGCUAACACUCUACUGGCUGUAUCUGGCAUGAACGGUGACAAUACAGAUUCUCAGAAGCUGAAUAAAAUUAUUUCAGAAAUACAGGCUUUACAGGAGGUUGUGGCUAGAUUUAGACAACUUCGGCUAGAUGCUACCGAAUUUGCCUGUCUCAAAUGCAUUGUCACUUUUAAAGCUGUGCCUACACACAGUGGUUCCGAACUGAGGAGUUUCCGAAACGCUGCCGCCAUAGCAGCCCUUCAAGACGAAGCCCAGCUCACUCUGAACAGCUACAUCCAUACCAGGUAUCCCACGCAACCCUGUCGUUUUGGAAAACUUCUAUUGCUUUUACCAGCUUUACGUUCCAUUAGUCCAUCUACAAUAGAAGAAGUGUUUUUCAAAAAGACCAUUGGGAAUGUACCAAUUACAAGACUGCUCUCAGAUAUGUACAAAUCCAGUGACAUAUAA
This is a messenger RNA of Egretta garzetta (little egret), 1353 nucleotides long. It is a transcript of the gene NR2E1, whose product is annotated as nuclear receptor subfamily 2 group E member 1. Gene Ontology annotation, biological process: cell differentiation; anatomical structure development; negative regulation of transcription by RNA polymerase II. The record is from RefSeq and is a predicted model, not a curated record. The coding region runs from base 1 to 1353 and encodes 450 amino acids. Gene Ontology annotation, molecular function: RNA polymerase II cis-regulatory region sequence-specific DNA binding; zinc ion binding; nuclear receptor activity. Lineage: Eukaryota; Metazoa; Chordata; Aves; Pelecaniformes; Ardeidae. The transcript is spliced from 8 exons.